Ficedula albicollis (Collared flycatcher) is the source of this 2844-nucleotide messenger RNA. It is a transcript of the gene PDPN, whose product is annotated as podoplanin. Gene Ontology annotation, molecular function: chemokine binding; protein-folding chaperone binding; signaling receptor binding. Gene Ontology annotation, biological process: Rho protein signal transduction; regulation of lamellipodium morphogenesis; positive regulation of platelet aggregation. The coding region runs from base 96 to 569 and encodes 157 amino acids. Gene Ontology annotation, cellular component: basolateral plasma membrane; lamellipodium; apical plasma membrane. The transcript is spliced from 7 exons. NCBI's taxonomy places the organism in Eukaryota, Metazoa, Chordata, Aves, Passeriformes, Muscicapidae. The record is from RefSeq and is a predicted model, not a curated record.
AGGCUGCUCCCAUCCCUUGGCUAAAGAAAAUAAUUCUAACUCCACUCAGUUUUCUCCAGCUGUUCAGUUAUCAUCUGAGAAAACCUCCCCUCUUUAUGCUACAGCAGCUAAAGGAAUAUUUGGAAUACCGAAGAUUGGAAAGCGACUCUCUAAGCAGAUCAAAUAUGUUUAUAAAAGUUCUACUCUUCAUCUUCCUCCUCGGGAGCGUGCCUUUUGCAGCACUUGCUCAAGAAGCAAGCUCAGUUCUAGAAGGAGAAGAAAGUACAACCAUUGAUUUCAGAGACAGAAAUGACACAGAAUUUGAAGAACUACCAACAAUGUUUGGAGAACUGAAGACCACAGAAAGUACUUUUGUCCUGGAUGGAGAAAGUGAAAAUGCUACUGCUUAUGAAGUUAACACACAAAGUGUUGAUGGUGAACGGAGUGGGGAACCAGAGGAAACUGAUGAAGGUGGUCUGGGAACAAUUGCACUGGUUGGAAUAAUUACUGGCAUCAUCAUUGCGGUUGGAAUCCUUGCAGGAAUAAUAAUUGCAGUUGUAAGGAAGAUGUCAGGCAGGUACUCGCCCUAAACACAGUUGAAACAAGCAACCAUGCCAUUUCAUGCCAGAAAAUACAAGUGCUUCUUAUUUCAUACAAACUAAAGACUAUUCCUGUAUUUGUGUGAGAAGAUGAUCCAUGGAAAAUAUAGUUGAAGAAUUUCAGAUCUAUGGGGAUACCACACAACUCUAAGGACCACCCUUGCACAGAUCAGGGAACAUUUCAUAGGAUUUUUUACUAACCAGAAUUUUAUUAGAAGAAAAAGAUUUUGCAGUAAGAAAAAACCCUGCUGCAAAGAGAUGUACAUCUGAAAUGUGAUUUGCAGGUAUUAUGUGCUUGGGUUUUAAAUGCUACCAAAAAUUAUUUCACAUUACAUUACAUGUAUUCUUUUAAAACAAAAACAAACAAAAAAAAUAUGUGGUUUUGGCUGGUUGAGUGCUCCUGGCAUGUUUAUCUACUACAUGAUGUAUCAAAAAGGAGGAAUUAGCUUCAGUGAAACCAGUUAUCUACAGUAGGAAAAUACUGGAUAUUGGAAGCUAAAAUCCACUACUGAUACAGAUUUUCUGCUCUUGAUACUUAUAUUAUUUUGUGGCAAAGUAUGGUACGUCUGGCUGGAACUGACCUACCAACUGAAAGCUUGCUCGUCUGACUAUGGCAUCAGGAAUUUCCUGCCUUCUCUUGUUGCAGAGACAUGCAGGAAUUGAAAUACACAUCCUGAACUAAGGGGUGCUUCGAAAAUACCCAGUUUUGAUGGGUCACUUUAGAGCUGACACGUAGAAGCUUUAGAAUUAGCUUAGGCUGUGCUUUUUCUUUAUGCCAGUCCCAUUUCUUAACUGUACAGCUGAUUUUUGUUUGACAACAUGUGCAGAACCAGGUCAGAAUGUGUCACUGAGGUGGGAUGCUGCUUUGGAGUCUGCAGCUUUUUCUGGGGCACAUUUAGAGCAGCACAACCUGAAUGUGCAGAGCUCAGAGCAAAGGCUUUGCAUGUCAAGUGGCUGCAGUGCAUCAGGUUUCCUAAAUUUUAUGGCACUUCAGUGUUUGGUGUAAAAAUCAUGAUAAUCAGUAUCAUCAUCCAUUGUUAAAUUUGUCAGCUUGUCUGUGGUUUGCUUUUCUGUUUCUUUCAUGUGCCUUGAACUAUCAUAUCAAUACAAGCUUUGGAGAUAAAAACCAUAAUAUAAACUCUAUCAUUUUACAGUAAUUUUUCUUGGUUUUCUUUAAAAAAAAUGAAAUGUCUUAAAUUUCCUUCAAUAUUCCUGACUUAUUUUGCUACUUGUCAUAUCAAUGCGAUGUCUACAACCAACUCACUUGACACAGAUAAGUGAAACUAUAAUUGAAAACUAAACACAUGAGAGAAAACUAAUUCAGGGGUAUUUAGCUACUUCUGGAGCUGAUGUGAUGAGACCCUCAGUCUGCGACCAAGCAGUUAGCUUAAUCUUUAUCUUUGUGUAAAUUUAUAUGAAAGCAGGAGAAUUCCAGUUUUUUCUUCUUGCAGCAAAAGAAUAUUAAUUCUGUUAGCCUCAGCUUAACAAUUUCUUAUCUGUACUGAGAAAUACCCCAUAAGGUGCUCUAAUGCCUGCUCAAAUGCAUGGCAUAUGGAAUUAUGAAUUAUUCACCCAUUGGAGGGAAUAGCACAGAUGUCACCAGUUUCUUCUGCAUCGGCUCAGUCACUGCUAAUUUGCAAAUACCAAAAUGAGGAAAUCUUUCUUACACCACCAAUAGUAACAAUUUGAAAAAUGUAUAGCAGAGAAGCUUUCUGGGCAGUUCUGAGUUUCCCUGGAUCAUGCACAGGACAGUUGAACAGGCAGCACUCUGCUCAAGGAUACUGUGCUUUGUUCCUACUCCAGAAGCCAUUUUAACUUCACAGCUACUUAAUUUUUCUGGUCUUAACUGUGCCUUUAUAGUCACCCCCUUGUUUAAGGCAAGUUUUUUUAAUCUUAGGUAAAAAUCAACCCUUGAACAAAUGGCCCAUGCUCCACUGAAACAUUUAGGGGGCCUCCAGCACUGGAGACUCAGUACUAAAUAUUGUGCUACACUAAAUCUGACCAACAAAAACAUGAACACAAUUUCCUUCUGGUUAUCCAGUUGGAGUCCAGAAUACUCAGUUAUGGCUAAAGCAAGUGAGAAUUCCAAAGAACCAGAAGAUAUCUCUCAUUUUGAAAAUUCAGCAACUGCUGCUGCACUGAUACAUUCAAUAUCCCGAUGAUUCAUACACCUUGCUGCCUGGAAAUCUCAAGUGCAGAACAUUCCUGUCAGCUUCAAGCAAACCUCAAGAAACAAUGGAAAAUUCAUUAAAAUGUUGCACAUUUG